UAUAAGAGAUAUAAUUUAAGACUUAAUUUAAUUGUAAUUUGUUAUAAUGGGUAAUUGUCUACGAAAUACGAUACAAAAAUUAUCAAAAAAACAUCAUUCAGAAAAAAAUAUAACUCUUCUUAUUGUUGGUCUAGACAACGCAGGAAAGACUUUAAUUUUAAAUCACAUAUGUGGUGAUCCUGAUAAACAUGUAUUAUCAACAAUGGGAUUCCGAACUGUAUGUUUAAAAUAUAAAUCUUAUGCUGUAAAAAUAUAUGAUGUUGGUGGUAGCACACAAAUAAGAUCAUUAUGGCCAAAAUAUUAUAAUGAUAUACACGGUCUUAUAUACGUCGUGGAUGCUAGUGAUAUUUCCCGUCUUGCAGAAAAUAAAGUUGUAUUUGGUGAAUUAGUUGCUCAUGAAAAUAUUUCAGGAAAACCAUUAUUAUUACUUGCCAACAAACAAGAUUUAAAUGGAGCUAUCGAUGAAUUGGAUGUCGUUGACAAUUUAGAUGUAGAAUAUUUAGUGAAUACUACACGAUGUCCUACAAGAGUUGAAACUUGUUCUUGUUUUUCCGAAAAAGACCACGUUAAAAGUAGUAUUUUAGGCAUUACAAAUGGAUAUAAAUGGUUAUUGGAUACAAUCCUGAGGAAUUAUACUGUUUUAAAUAAUAGAGUUAAGCAAUCUCAAAACAUCAUAAACGAAGAAUUAAAAAACCGAAGAGCUGUAAAGGAUUGCAAAUAUUCUCCACCUAGAUUAACAGUACACUCUAAUCCUUUUAAACCAAUAGCAGAACUUUUAUCUAAAAAGGAAGAAAAUAAUACAGAAAAUCAUUUAGUAAAUGGUGUUAUCAAUGGGAAAUCUCAACUUAAGAAAAUCUUCAUGUCUAAUAAGACUGCACCACUUCCUUCUGAAAGUACAUUUAAUAUGAAUGAAGAUCUAUCUUUAUACGAUAAUUCUAAUAUUAUAACACCUGUAGCACAAAAAAGUACCCAAACUAUUACUGGUAUAGAUUUCUCAAGUUUUGAUACGCAUCUUAAUGAUAAAAAAAAAAAAAACAAAUAUCACCGUCCAUAUACAGCGCCUGCACAUUCUACACUACAUAAUACAUUAUCGAUAAUAAAUAUUCCUGGACAAGUUCUUCAGUAAUGAUUUAUAAGAUAUUAUAUAUUU
Polistes dominula (European paper wasp) is the source of this 1150-nucleotide messenger RNA. RefSeq names its product ADP-ribosylation factor-like protein 2. Gene Ontology annotation, cellular component: non-motile cilium; ciliary membrane. The record is from RefSeq and is a predicted model, not a curated record. Gene Ontology annotation, biological process: non-motile cilium assembly; receptor localization to non-motile cilium. Gene Ontology annotation, molecular function: GTPase activity; GTP binding. Lineage: Eukaryota; Metazoa; Arthropoda; Insecta; Hymenoptera; Vespidae.